AUUCCUUUCUUCCUUUCUUCCUUCCGCAAUUCACUCCUUCGCACUUCCAAGGCUCCUUUUUUCUCUACUUCGCUCUUAUACUGCAUCAACAAAGCAUGGACUACGACACAAUCGAAGCCAUGGUGGACGCCCCUUUCCAGAAGGAGCAACACCAACCGUCCAUCCCUAUGGAAGUCGACACCUCUCGUCGCAAUUCAAAGAGUAGCGAACGAGUGCCCUCGGUCGAUCCAUACAGAGACAGCCAUCGCUCUGCAUCUCCUCGCGACCAUGAACGACGCUAUUCAGAGUCAAAAGAGCGCGGGCACUCCAAAGAGAAGGAUGAUGAGCGAUCAGGAACCAAGCGCCAUCGUCGUUCAAGGUCCCGUUCGCCUCGACACUCUAGGGAUCACCGGGACUACGCCGAUCAUUAUAGGGAGCAUAGGGAGCAUAGAGAUUACAGAGACAGGGAUUACCGCGACUACAGAGUCGGCCGCGGUCAUCACAGCGAUCGCUAUGAUAGAGAUAGAUAUGACAGAGAACGCUACGAUAGGGAUCGCUACGACAGGGACAGCCGAGGGAGCUAUUCUCGGGACCCUAGCUCACGUAGGAGUAGAAGCCCCAGAGGAUAUGGAGGACACUCUCGCCGCAGAAGAUCCCCUUCUCCUCCCGCAGAUGAAGCUACCUGCGACCGUCGCACUGUAUUUGUGAUGCAAUUGUCGGCUCGACUUCGCUCUUCUGAGCUGGAGGCAUUCUUUUCCCAAGCAGGAAAAGUGCGCGCUGCUCGCAUUAUCGAGGAUCGCAAUACCGGACGAUCAAAGGGGGUUGGAUACGUGGAGUUUUAUGACGAAGAAUCAGUAGGCAAAGCAAUCGAAUUGACUGGACAGAAACUGUUAGGCAUCCCUGUCAUCGCCAAGCACACGGAGUCAGAGAAGAACCGCUUGGCUUUGCAAGCUGCCUCGCAAAUGCAAGCUGCAACUGCCGAGGCGUCUGCGCAGCCCGCCCAAGCUGACCUUUCCCAGCAUCGUCUUUAUGUUGGUUCGGUGAACUUUGACUUGACCGAGGAUGAUCUUAAGCAGGUUCUUGAGCCUUUUGGGCCUAUCGAGUUCAUCAAAUUGCAUAGGGACGCUGAGACAGGAAAAUCCAAAGGAUUCGCUUUUGUUCAGUACAAAAAUGCAGACGAUGCAAAGCAGGCCAUGGAGCGUAUGAACGGAUAUGUUUUGGCUGGAAGAACAAUCAAAGUUGGACUUGUGACAGAGAGAGGAAGCAAUCCUCAAACGAAUAACAACUACCAAUACAGCAAUGGUCAGAUCAACAACAGCAUUAGCAUUGACGAUAGCGACACUGUUGGAUAUGCUAUGACUUCACAGUCGCGAGCUGAGCUGAUGCAGAAACUGGCUAGGGGUGAUGCUAGUCUUGGAGCCGUCCCCUCUGCAGUCACCGCUGCUGUGCCUGCUCCUGUUGUUCCAUCUUUUGUCCCACCUAGACAACUUCCGGUCGUUAUGCCCUCUCGCUCAGUCCUUUUGAAAAAUAUGUUCGCAGAUGAAGAUAAAAUGGAGCCAGACUGGGCUAAAGAGCUCGAAGAGGAUGUGAAGGAAGAGGCAGAGAAGAAUGGGCCGGUCGUUCACAUUCACGUGGAACAGGAUUCACCGGGUGAGAUCUAUCUAAAAUUUGACACCGUCCAAUCUGCUACAAAUGCAGUGCAGACGCUAGGAGGUCGAUUCUUUGCCGGUAGGCAAAUCGUUGCUGCCUACCUCCCGGAGAUGCUGUAUAACGUCCGCUUUCCUCGUGCAGCUAAUUUGUAGAUGACUCCGAGCUGCGCUAUCCGGUCAUGAAAUUCCGAUGAGGAUACUCCGGCAUUUGAAGGUCUUACGAGUCAACGGAUGACAACUACCGAUACCAGCUUUCAUUCCUCGUCCUCUUUAGUUCAACGUUUUUUUUUUUUCUUUUGCUUCUUUUCGCAGGGAGAUACUCCGCGCUCUUCACCUCGGUCCUUCAGCAAGGGAAACAACAACAACAAACAACACUAUGUUACGAACGCUACUAUAUUUUUCUAGCAGCCGGCCGCCUUUUAUUUAUUCCUCAUCUCUUUCUUUCCAUUGCCUAGUGAUCACUUUGCAAGGACAGCGUGUCGACAUUGAGGAAAGAUCAAAGGGUGGCAUACCACUCUUCAUAUUUUUUUACCCUCACACCAUAGUUUUGAAAGAAUUUAGAAAUAAAAACGCGUUAUUCAUUG
Messenger RNA from Gamsiella multidivaricata, 2212 nucleotides. RefSeq lists its product as uncharacterized. Gene Ontology annotation, biological process: mRNA processing. The coding region runs from base 96 to 1781 and encodes 561 amino acids. Gene Ontology annotation, cellular component: nucleus. Lineage: Eukaryota; Fungi; Mortierellomycota; Mortierellomycetes; Mortierellales; Mortierellaceae. Gene Ontology annotation, molecular function: RNA binding. The transcript is spliced from 12 exons. The record is from RefSeq and is a predicted model, not a curated record.